CGUGGGUUGAAUCGACUCGGUAACCUGCCCAGGUUUACACUCUUAUUUUACAUGUUUUGCAAAAUAACUAUGUGUUCAUUGUACUUCUGAUAGUACCCAAAGACCUCUACAUUCCAGUAUUGUGACCUAAGUGUGUGUUAAAGCCAUGGGAGAUGAAUUACAGAUGAUUUCCUUGAAAUUUCCAUCAAGGAAUCAUUCGUAUUCUUUUGUGUCGCUCUUUUUCAAGCUCAGUUUUCUCGCCUCCCAUAUAAUGUUUCACCACAAAUACUAUUUUGUCUUACCGAUGAAACGUUAUGCUGCCAUCCCCGCCUCUGUGGGCGCAACCAAAGGCAGAGUAAGCCGGCAUGAAUGCAAAAUGUUGAGGUGUGUGGGUGUCGCGCGUCCGGCCAGCCUGGCAGUGUUAUGGGCCAAGACUGCUUCACUCCUGUGACGUCAUGCCCUCUCCUUGUAUUCUUCCUCCAAGAGCAGCAGUGUAAACACCUUCCCGUGCUCUGAUUGGAGGGACAUUGGAAUGCAUCGUGUGGAGGCAGCGGCGUGCCAGCCGUAGAAUAUGAGUGGCAAAAUUUUCAACACUACCUUCCACCGCUGAUUGUGUAAUACUGACAGCAUGACACCAUGUCGGACUUGUUUGACUUAUCCUUUAUUGCAUGAAGGAAAUAUCUGACAAGAGGCCGCACUGAUGCAUUGCUAUUAACCACGGGAUUGAGUGUUAGAGGAUAUGUCGAUGAAUGCUCUUAGUUUGCCAUCAGUAAUCAUUAUAACGACAUGAAUAAUGCACAACACUCAGAUUUUUUCAGGUAAACAUGAUAAUGGCCAUUACAACUCUGAUAAUUUGCUAAUUUGGUACAGAAAAAUGUCAAUUAAGCCUCGCUCGACCCCGGAACGCCGCAGCGCUUGGCUCUGGCAGCGACUCCAGCAGGGCCACCAGAUGGCUGGUCUGUUCAGUGCAGCACCCCAUUCAAAGGAGUCGGUUUGGUGUUAUUUGCAGUGGCGGCUCAUCAAUAGGGACUGUGAGACUGCAGCCACCCCAGUGGAUUUCUUGGAUUCACGAAAAUAAUGUUAAUUUAUUUAUGUUUGACUAUCAUUCACAUGAAACACCCAAUCUCAUAUAUUUAUAUGAAAAAAAUACUGCAAAACAAUGAAGAAGUACGUAAAUUAUUUACGAUUUAAUGAUAAGCGCGGAGGCAGCAGGAGAGAGAUACAGAUAUAGAGAGAGAAAGGGGGGGAGGCUUCCCGCCCGGUAUGGAGAGUGUGGACUGCCUCCCACGCAGUCUUGUCUCAGCUGUUGUUGUGGGGAGGUAUGUGUUCUUGCGUCGCUCUUAUUUUCGAUCGUGUUUUUCAAUUUGCCAGGGAUGAUUUUAAAAUAUUAUUGAUAGUGAUGGCUUGUGCUCAAUUUUAAUUAUCGUUGAUGGUAUAAAAUCACAGAAACAUCGUAUAAAAUAGUAUUUUUCGGUAUUUUUUUUUACUCGUACACCAGUCUCGAGAUGGCUUUACUUACCCUUCUCAUCUGAUAGAGCUUUUCAUCCUGAGUAAUUUGAACCCCAUAUAUACCCACCGCAAAUUAUUUAUUAUGUUGACAGUGAUUUUUAAAGAUUUACCUAUUUCAGGCAAACGCCCAUUUGGGCAGGCUAGGUUACUAUCGAGUGGCUAGGUUACUAUCGAGUGGCUAGGUUACGAUCGAGUGGCUAGGUUACUAUCGAGUGGCUAGGUUACUAUCGAGUGGCUAGGUUACGAUCGAGUGGCUAGGUUACUAUCGAGUGGCUAGGUUACUAUCGAGUGGCUAGGUUACGAUUGAGUGGCUAGGUUACUAUCGAGUGGCUAGGUUACUAUCGAGUGGCUAGGUUACUAUCGAGUGGCUAGGUUAGUAAGGUUACGAUCCAAGGUCUUAAUGAUCUUUAGUUUCGUUUCCCGUAGGAAAUUCCUAUGGCUGCGUGUACUGUGAGUGUGUGCCGCUGCUGCUUCUCAUUUGUGAGGACGAAACUAUUUUUUUCUGGUAGAUUUCGGUCUGUUUUGUAUUAAUCUGCUCUUUGUUUUUGUCGCAAAUCACUAGUUUCUGAGGGUGGGGGGGAUGGAAUAAAAAAAAAACUAAUGAUUUGCGAGGGAAACAACAAGCAGAUUAAUUCAAAACAGACCGAAAUCUACCAGGAAAAAAUAGUUUCGUCCAAAGUAGAGAGACUGGUGUAUGUGUAAAAAUUUACCUAUUUUUCUUCUUUUCAUAGGCAAGCCUAGCAUUAUUUUGCAAAAUGGCACAAGAAGCAAAGACGGUUUCUGCAUUGAAAGAACUCAAUUUUUCACAGUUAACACUUCAAGAGAAGGUAGCAGUUAAACAAGCAGGUCGCCCAUUACCAGACAUUAAAAUUGUACAAGAAGGAGUAAGCCACAACAAGAAGUAUAUUCGCAGUUUUAAUUGUGAUUGGUACCAAAGGAAAACAUGGCUCUGUGGAUGUGAAGUUAAGAAUGCACUAUUUUGCUUUCCAUGUCUGUUGUUUGGAGGCGAUUCAGUGUGGUCCAAAGAUGGUUUUGCAUGCAUAAAGAACUUGAAAGAAAAAACAGAGAAACACGAGAAUUCCAGGAAGCAUAUUGAUAAUGUCAUUUCUCUAUCUGUUCUUGGGAGUGUAAACAUUAAAGAAAGACUUAGUGAGGCAUACAGACUUUCAGUAAAUGCACAUAAUAAGAAGGUUACCAAGAAUCGUGAAAUUUUGUCCAAGAUUAUAGACUGCAUAAAAUUUUGUGGACAUUUUGAGCUACCUUUGCGUGGACAUGAUGAAACUGAUGACUCGGCUAAUCCAGGUGUAUUUAGAGGACUGAUAAAUCAUGCAUCACAAUUAGAUCCAGACUUGCGGGCCCAUUUAGAAAGUAAUGCAGUCUUCAAAGGUGUCUCCAAGACUAUUCAGAAUGAAAUUCUCGACUGUCUGCUGCAAAUAUAUCGUGAUCAGAUCAGAAAAGAAAUUAAAGAAGCUCCCUUUGUUGCUGUUAUGGCAGACGACACUACGGACGUUUCAGAACACACUCAAAUGGUUAUUGUUCUAAGAUACUUGCUAGGUGAAGAGGUUGUUGAGAGAUUUUGGGGAUUUUUCACUCCAGAAAAUCAAACAGCAGAUGGGUUAUCAAAAUGCAUCCUUGAUCAGUUAAACACAGUCCUUGAAGGGAAUGCAGAGAAACUGAUUGCUCAAACAUUCGAUGGUGCAAGUGUUAUGAAAGGUAAGAAGGGGGGAGUUCAGGCUAAAAUCAAAUCAGUGUACAAUAACGCCCACUUCAUUCACUGUUAUGCCCACCAACUUAAUCUUAUUAUGCAAAAUGCUGCAAGUGUUACACGGGGUUCACGAAUAUUUUUCUCUAACCUUUCGGGCAUAGCAGCAUUUUUUCAAGGUCACCUCUACGUUUAAAUGUUCUUACAAAGCACAUGACUAGCCGCAUUCCACGCCCAUCUGCUACAAGGUGGAACUUUCAUAGUCGCACUGUCAACAAGGUUUAUGAACAUUUUGAACCCUUGAAAAAAUGCAUGGAGGAAAUACAGAGUACAUCAAAUGCUACUAUAACCAUACGAGAAGCAACAGGUAUUUUGAACACCCUAAAUGAUGAAAGUUUUAAGUUUUGGUUGGAGCUUUUCCACCAGAUAGUGCCUCAUGUAGAAGUGAUUUUUCACCAAAUGCAGUGUAGAGACAUUGAUGUGACUAAAGCACAUGAGUUCAUUACAAACUUCAAAAGGGCCAUUUCUAAAAUAAGAAAUUCCAAAUACUGUGAAAAUCCCACAAAAACACUCAUGGCUGAAGCAAAAGAAGUGUGUGACUGUGUGUGCUGACAUAGCUGAGAGAUUUUCUUUCACUAAACAAUUAGUAGCUGCUAAAUUGUUCAAUAAAGACUGUUUCACUAACUUCAAGCAAAAAGUUACUUUAGAAGAAGUUGAAGUAGCCACUGAAGCUUACCCCAUCAUUGCCAAAGAAAGACUUUUGACUGAACUUAGAGCAUUCUAUGACAGAAGUGAUUUGCAUGAGUUUUCCAAAUUGAGUGAACUAUUAAAGAUUGUCAAUGAAAAUAACUUAGGUGAUGUACUCUGUGAAUUGACAAAACUUAUAAAAAUUCUUUUGACAAUUCCAAUGACUACAGCAGAGCCCGAACGUUGUUUUUCAACCCUGAGGAGGGUCAAAACUUUCUUAAGGAGCACUAUGAAUCAGGAGAGGCUAAAUGCACUUGCCAUGAUUUCAAUAGAGAAGAUUUCUAUAAAUAAUAUGCCAGGUCUAAAUGAAAACGUUAUUGAUCUGUUUGCACAAAACAGGAACAGGAGAAUGGACUUCCUUUUCAAAUAGCCUAAGCCUGCACUGAGGAAGUCAAGCAUUUACUGGUAAGAUAAGGCCUAAGAAAUUAAAUAAUUAUCUAUAUAUCUAUAUAAUCUAUGUCAAUGGUAUGUUAAACAAUAACAAUAAAAACAUUUAAGAUUUCAUUUAUGUCUGAAUGUGAGACAGCCCCCCCAUCAAUAACAGUCACGAGCCGCCACUGGUUA
This is a messenger RNA of Eriocheir sinensis (Chinese mitten crab), 4501 nucleotides long. RefSeq names its product zinc finger MYM-type protein 1-like. Lineage: Eukaryota; Metazoa; Arthropoda; Malacostraca; Decapoda; Varunidae. The transcript has 2 exons. Bases 2244 to 3386 code for a protein of 380 amino acids. The record is from RefSeq and is a predicted model, not a curated record.